Messenger RNA from Dovyalis caffra, 1341 nucleotides. The record is from the annotation of a GenBank genome assembly. Lineage: Eukaryota; Viridiplantae; Streptophyta; Magnoliopsida; Malpighiales; Salicaceae.
AUGCAUGACUUGGUUCGUGAUGUUGCUAUUCAAAUAGCAUCGUCAAAAGAAUUUGGUUUCGUAAUAAAGGUUGGCAUUGGGUUAAAGAAGUGGCCAGGGAGUUUUGGAAGCUUUGAAGAUUGCACAACUAUUUCGUUAAUGGGCAAUAGACUGAAAGAACUUCUUGAAGGAUUGGUAUGUCCACUGCUCAAAGUUUUGUUAUUAGAAUUGAAUGAUAGCGUGGAUGUUCCAUGUAAGUUUUUUAAAGAGAUGAAAGCGUUAGAAGUUUUGUCUCUAAAGGGAGGGUGCUUGUCGUUGGAAUCACUUAAAUGCUCAACGAACCUUCAAUCUCUGCAAUUUAUUGAGUGUGAAUGCGUGGACCUAAUUUCGUUGAGAAAGCUGCAAAGACUUAAGAUUCUUGGUUUUCUGAGCUGCUACUCGAGUGAAGAAUUGCCUGAAGAAAUAGGGGAGCUCGAGAGCGUAAGGUUGAUGGAUUUGACUGGUUGUACCGGUCUAAGAAGGAUUCAUGUGAAUUUGAUUGGAAGGUUGAAGAAGUUAGAAGAACUGUUGAUUGGGUCUAAAAGCUUUAUGAAAUGGGGUGUUGGUGGGACAAGCAGAGGAGGAAUGAAUGCAAGCCUAACAGAACUAAAUUCAUUGUCUCAUCUUUCUGUAUUAUCGUUGAGGAUACCAGAGACCAAAUACAUUCCCAGAGAUUUUGUUUUCCCCAAGUUGCUUAAAUAUGAAAUCCUAAUAGGAGGGGAUACAUGUUUAAGGUGUCAAACCUCGACAAUUUUGGCUUUCGAUUCUAUCAGCAUCACAUCCCUAAAUGCAAAGACAUUUGAGCAGUUGUUCCCUAGUGUUGAUCAAGUAAGCCAUGAGGAGAAGGUGUUGCUGCUGUUAUCUUUAACGGAUUUAAAAUUGGUAUCCUUAUCUACGCUCAAGUAUACAUGGAAGGGACCUACCCGACAUGAAAGCCUCCAAAGUCUUACUUAUCUGAAAUUGUGGCAUCUCUGCCAACUCAAAUUCAUCUUCACACCGUCCCUGGCUCAGAGUCUACCACAACUAGAAACACUUGAGAUAAAAGAUUGCAGUGAAUUAGAGCAUAUUAUCACAAGUAAGGAUGAUAAUUAUGAGGGGGAAAUAAUUCCAAACUCUAUUUGCUUCCUAAAAUUAAAGACACUCUUCGUAUGCAUUUGUGAGAAACUGGAAUAUGUCUUUCCAUUGUCUGUGGCUCCAAGUCUUCUGAACCUCGAAGAGUUACAUAUUGUAAGUGCCGAUAAAUUAAAGAAAUAUUUGGUAGUGGAGAAGGAGAAGAUACACCCACAACUGAUGGAGAUGGCAUCAUCAUGUUUCCUCAACUAA